Messenger RNA from Bursaphelenchus okinawaensis, 7602 nucleotides. Lineage: Eukaryota; Metazoa; Nematoda; Chromadorea; Rhabditida; Aphelenchoididae. The record is from the annotation of a GenBank genome assembly.
AUGAUGUUUGAACCGGAAAAGGUUAGGCACAAAAAUUCACGGAUUUUUUGAAAACUUAAAUUUAAAACGAAACCUUGAAACGUCUACUUCAAAGUAAAAGUCUUGAAUAAAUAAAAACUUUUUCAGUAGCCGAAUUGGAAUCUACGCAUUAGCCUUUAAGCCAGAUGGAUCUCAGUUAUUGGCCGCUGCGGACAAUCGGGUGCUUGUUUAUGAUCCGAAAGAUGGAACAUUGGUCACUUCACUCAAAGGUAAGGCAUGGGUUUCUCAACAUAUUUUAUAUCUUAUUAAUUAAAAAGGUAAAAGAAGUCAAUUACAAUCUCAAAAACAUCUGUUUUAGCCCUGGCGCGGCCGAAAACAUUUUAGCAAGAAAAAGUUGUCCAAGUCGAUUUUAAAAACUUUUUCGUCGAUAAAAACACCUUUUUUCAAUCUUUUUUUUAUUUCAAACCUUUGUAAAACAAUAUAAAAACAUUUAAAAAUCUUUUUUCUAAUAUUUUAAAAUCAAGUCCUUUUCUAUUUUUAUCGUAUUGUCCAGUUCAUUUACUCUAAACCGGAUAUAGACACUAAAACAACAUGUUUUAGGUCACAAGGAUCUUGUUUAUUGUGUCGCAUUCUCGUUCAAUGGUGAGAAAUUUGCUUCCGGUUCCUUGGAUAAGACUGUUAUUGUAUGGAAUGAUCAACACGAGGGACUUCUCAAGUAUACGUAAGCUUUUGAACUUGAUUAUAUUGUUUUAGGUAUGUGUUCAGGGGAAUGAUGGAUAACUUUUUUUAAAGUAAGAGGAUAUGUAUGAUUUUUGACAUAGUUGAUCUGUAGGAUAUAGACGUACUUUGUAGAAAGUUUAAGGGAAAUGUGCUUUUAGAUCGCCGAGGUAUAUUCAUUUAAAGUUGUUGUUAUAGGGUUCUCAGUUAUUGAUUGAAAAGCAAUGAUGGAUAUCUUUUUUUAAGUGAAUAGAUGAGCCCUAUCUUUUUUUAUAGUUAAUUUAGAUGUUAUAAACGUCCCCCACACUAAUUUUAAGCAUGAUCCAAGGCCUACAUAUUGCGUUACAUCCAUCUAAACCCAUCUUCAUCGCCUUUUUUUCUCAAAAAUCCAAUUUUUUUUUAAUUUUAGGCACAAUGACUCGAUUCAAUGUCUGGCAUUCAGUCCGGUGGCUAUGACAUUGUUAAGUUGUGCUGUAACUGACUUUGGAAUUUGGAAUCAGAACGAUAAGAAUGUGAGUAAACAGCGAGUGAACGUGAAAUGCACUUGUUGUGCGUGGAGCUCGGAUGGACAAUAUUAUGCGAUUGGCUUCAGUGACGGAAGUGUUUCCAUUCGAUCGGCUUCUGCUGCUUCUGUAAGAGGAUUCUGGGAUUGGGGAUUCUAGUUUUAUGGUCUUUGUUUGGAUUUUUAGUUGUUUUUCAGCCAAAAAUGGCGUUUUUAGACAAAAAACUUUUAAAACUAUGAGCUUUUGCCAUUCUUUUUUAACGAAACUAGGAGAAACAAAUACACUAAUAUAAGAGUAUAUUUUAGAUAGCAGAUGAAUUCCACAAGUUCUCCCGACCUUCUGGAGAACCGAUUUGGGACCUGAGUUUCGGCUUGACCAGGCAGAACAAUCAUUCAACAGAAGUGUUGGCAGUGGUUGAUUGGAAUCAGUCUGUAGGAUUCUACACUUUUGAUGGAAGGGCUGUGAGUUUUUCUUUCAUUUUUGAAAAUUAAAAUUUUUUUUUGAAAAAUUUAAAUUGAGAUUCCGGUCAACAGAGGGGACCAAGUUCAAUAUUUUUGGAAAAAAAAUUUUUGUAAAAGAGGGGAACUUGAUGAAAAUGAUAAAAAAAUGACAUUUCAGACCCACCGAGCAGACAAAAUCUUAACAUACGAUGCCACUUUGAUCGAGUUCUUCAACAACAGUCAAUUCCUCUUGCUCGGCGGUUCAAACCAUGCCAUUUCAAUUCAUACCCGUGAUGGUGCCGAACUCGGCACGCUGGCUCGAGCCGACUCUUGGAUAUGGACAGCCAAGGCUCGGCCAAACCAACCAGCCAACAAUGUCAAUAUCGUUAUGGCUUGUACUGAUGGUACUCUCGCUAGCUACACUUUGAUGUUCAGUACCGUGCAUUCGCUACACAAAGACCUGUACGCUUAUCGAGACAUGUUGACUGAUGUUGUGGUACAACAGUUGGGAAGACAGAGAUGUAAUCGAAUACGGCUGAAUACGUUGGUAUGUAAAGUGGCAAUAUAUCAUAAUCGGCUGGCAGUACAAGUGACGGAUCGGAUUCUGGUGUUCAGACAAAGCUCAGGAGAGAAGGAAGGGGAACAAGUCGAGUAUAAGUUGAUGGACAGGAUCAACCGGGAUGUCGAAUGCUCGUUGCUGGUGGUUACUGCGCAUCAUGUGAUACUGUGUGAUGAUAAGAGGCUACAAUGUAUUGAUCAUAAAGGGCAGAAGCAGAGGGAAUGGACUAUGGAGAGCUCGAUUAGGUAUGAAGGUUCUUUUACUUUGGUGUAGGUAUUGAUACUGUAUGUAAGAUAGGGGAACUGUAUGAAGGGUAGGGUUAGUACAAAUAAAUAUUUGAUUAAAAAACCGUGUAACAGAACUUUUGGCGCACAAUGUAUAAGUAGGGUAGAGAUAUUGUGGAAGUAGUAGAGGUACUGUAGGGUGAGUAUUGACGUUACAUGAAGGGUAAGGGUACAGUAAACGGGGUAAUGAAAGAUAAUACGUAAUAAUGUAAUUUUAGGUACAUAAAGGUCAUAGGAGGACCACCAGGUCGAGAAGCCAUUCUGUUGGGUCUUAAAAAUGGACUGGUAGGCUUUUAUUGAUAUGAUACAUUACAAUGAUUAAAAAUUUUGAAAUUAAUUUUUUUUUAGCUUUGCAAAUUUAGGCGUAUUUUACAAAAACCUCUACCAAUAGAUCUAUAUUAUCAAUGUCAGUUUAGGUCUGUAAAAUCUUCGUAGACAACCCUUUUCCAGUUGAAGUUGUUCGCUUACGUAGCGGAGUUAGAUGUCUGGAUGUAUCCUUGUCGAAACGCAAAUUGGCAAUAGUCGAUGAGAAUAAUGUGUGUAUGAUGUUUGACAUAGUGACCAAAGAGCUGAUAUCCCAAGAACCCAAUAUCACAAGUGUGGCUUUUAACUCGGAAAAUGAGGAUCUGAUAUGUUACACUGGAGAGAAUCGACUGUUCGUGAAGGCUAAGAAUUUCACACCUUAUCAACAGAGAAUUGAGGUAUGUUUAGGAGGGUCAUUUGGGUAGGGUAAUGUGAAGUAAGGUAAAGUAUUGAUGAAGGUAGUUGUGAUAAAGUAAGAUAGGUUAGAUGGGGUAAUGAAGUAAGGUAGAGGUAAUAUUAUGUUGUUCAAAUAAUUCUGUGCUCCCUUUCAAAGAAAUUUUUUGAAGGAAAAGCACAGAAUUAUUUUAACAGUGUAGUAGGGUGGAGGUAGCUUUACCUACCCCCCUCUCCCCUUCCUCCUUAGAAAACAUUUGUAGCGACGUCCCUUCUAACAUAUAACAAUAUAUUUUGCUCUUUCUAGGGCUUUGUUGUUGGAUUUACUGGCAGAAGGUUCCAUUGCUUACACACCUACACCAUGACCACGAAUGAAAUACCAUUGGGCAGUCAGUUGUCACAGUACUUGAACACCAAAGACUUUGCGUAUGUUUUUGUUGCUUAUAAGAAGAGUUUGAUGUAUAGGCAUUACCAGGUUGAACAUAUAAGCUAUACUACGGCAUUUCUUAACCUUACUAUUAAUAUUAUCCACUAUUCUUGUCUUUCUAACCUAAUAUUAGGUUGUUCAAUAAAUUCUGAGCUACCACUCAAAGCAAAUUUUGGAGAUAGGUGGCUCCGAAUUAUUUGAACAACAUAAUAUUAGUGUAAUUUUUAAAUUUUGAAGAAUGUAAUUUUUAAAAGGCCUUAGGGUUUAAUAAUUUGAAUUUAGCGGAGCAUACGAACUGGCAGUGCUAGGAGUAACUGAAAAAGACUGGCAGAUCCUGGGUCUGGAAGCCCUGGAGAAUAUGGAAUUUGAAGUGGCCAAGAAGGCUUUUCAUCGCAUCAAAGAUUGUCGUGCCUUGUUGUUGAUCAAUGAAAUUGAGGUAAAUAUUAACACUAGGGUUUUGUCUACUGUGACAUUUUUAAUAUGGCUUUUUAUGAAAUUUAGCGUAGGAAUGGAGUGGCAUUUUUAAAAAUUGGAAAUUCACUAAGCUUUGUCAUUUUAAGGAUAUGAAAAACUGUGGUAAAUCAGCGGACACCAUCCGUGCCCAUAUCUACGCCUUCAAUCGUCGCUUCCGAGACGCAGCUCGCGUCCUACAAGAGACCGGGGCAGAACAACACGCGCUCGACAUGUUCGCUGAUCUUCGUAUGUUCGAUCAAGCUCAAGAGUUUCUGGCUACCGCCUCGAACGAAACCCAGAAGUCCUUGUUGAGAAAGAAGGCGGACUGGGCCACUGAAGCCAAUGAUAUGAGGCUAGCUGCCGAAAUGCUGAUGGCCUCGGGCGAUUACGACAAAGCGAUCAAGAUCAUGAUGCAAAACGACUGGACUGAUAAGAUAUUGCAAAUGGCGACCAGACUGGACCGGUCCGAUGCGAAUGUGAUCAGGGAGAUCGGGAAUUACUUGGCUGCUAAAGGAGAAUUCACUAUCGCCGCAGGGUUAUUUGGCCAGAUCGGAGACAUCAUAUCGAUCGCCAUGAUGCAUGUCAAGGCUGAGAACUGGGAGGAUGUAAGUGGGGUGGAUUGGAAAUGGAUUGAGCUUGUUUGGGGUUUAAAAAGGAUGGUUUUGGAGGUGAUUAGGACUUUUGGCAAGAACUUUGUUUACAAAACAAAAAAUGACAAGAACUUUCUUUACAAAAUAUAAAACGGCAAGAACUUUGUUUACAAAACAUAAAAUGGCAAGAAAUUUCUUUACAAAACAUAUCAGGUUGUCCAAAUAUGGAUGAGCUAGUAUGAUACUUAAAAAAUUAAAACUGUUUUUGUGAAUAGCUCAUUUAUAUCUGGACAAGCUAAUAUGAUUUAUAAAAGGCUGUUUAGUGGCUUUCAGAUUAAAAACUGAAACCUUGUACCUAAAUAUUUUGUCUUAUAGCUCAAUUUGAAAAAAAAUUUUGGUUUUUGGUUUCAACGUAUUUUACAGAAGUGAUUUGUCCAAUUUUAGGCAUUUGCGGUCGUAGAAAGGCAUCCAGCCUUGGCAACCGACGUCUAUUUACCGUAUGCUCGGUGGUUAUCCGAAAGAGAUAUGUUUGAUGAAGCUCAAAUUGGUAGGAUCAACUUUAUUUAAAAAUUUUUUACUCAAAAAAACCAUGUUGACAUUGACAAUUUUAAAAAAAUUUAAUUUGAAAAAUUUUCUUUGAAAAUUAAAAAAAAAUGAAUUUUUAAAAAAUUUAAAUUUUGAAAACUUUGAGAUAAAAAGAAAUUUAGCCUACAGCAAAGCGGGUCACGAUCGAGAAGCCUUCGAGGUGCUACAAACAUUGGCUGAGAAAGCGAUAGCAGAACAUCGCUACCUAGAUGGUUCAUAUUAUUUUAGGUUAAUGGCCAAAAACUAUAUGGAUAAAGAGGACUUGGCCUCAAGGCAGAAGAUUGAAGAAUGUUUGCUAAAAUCGGAUUUGUAUUACGUCUACAAUUCGGUUUAUAAAUACGUCGUAAGUUUUAGGUUGUUACAAAAAUAAUGGCCGAUUUUGACCUUGCUUUGCCCGCUAAAAUUGGCCAUUCUUUUUGAAACAACUCACUAAAGUCGGCCAUUCUUUCUGAAACAACCUAAUAUUUACCCAGUAAGCUCUUACCACGCAAUACCCUUUCAGAUAGAACCAUUCACCGAAAAAGGCUACGACGUCCUAUGCAACAUGGCCAGAUACCUCUCGUUAUCACCGAAAAUUGCCGGUAUCUCGCAAGUCAACGUGCUGUUCGUACUCACUAGGUUAAGCAUGAGACACGAGAAUUACAAAACAGCCAGAGAAGCACUUGGUCAGCUGAGAAUAUACAGAAUUCCACCCAAAUUCCAGAAUUCCGUCGAUAUGUGGUCGAUGGAAGUGAGGUCAAAAGCCUACUCGGAUUCUGAUGAAUUCAUGCCAAUGUGCUAUAGGUAGGGGAGGGGGGGGAGGUUUUUGGGUUUGUAUUGUAUUGGGGAUGAUAUUGUGUGUUUUUGAUUUUUAGGUAAAAUUUUUUUGAUUUACAACAAAAUUCCCCCUUUUCUAUGAACUUUUUGACCGAUUUACACUUGAAUUUGAAUUUUUUAAAAAUUUAUGGCUUUAAAUGUUAAUCAAAUUGAUACCAGAAUUUUAGUUGCGGAACAACAAAUCCAGUACUUGGUGGCCACUUGUGUGCUCAUUGCAAUGCUCCUUUCGUUUAUUCAUUCUUGAGAUUUGGUAAGGAAUAAAAUGAACUUUUUUUUAAAAACAAGUUUUUGUUUUAUAAGGUCUAUAAUUUAACAUAAAAUGUCGUUUUUACUUUCACGUUUCGUGUUUUAGCAAUAAAAAUUAACAAGUAAACAGGGGGUGAGAAACAAGGCUGGGUCUUAUGAUUGGAACGGAUCGGCCUUGAGCUAAAGGCAGUUUUUUGCCGGACCGGUCUGCGGACGGGUUCGGGCCGGACCGGACGGACCGAAACAAACAGACCGGACCCAAAAACCUGCGGACCCGCACUGGUCCAAAAUUUUUUUUUAUUUUUACAAAGCUUUAAAAAAUUGCAAAUAAAAUACAUUUUUAAGAGUUAAGCAUAAAGAAAGCAGUUUUAGCGCUUCUGGCUUUUUUUUAAUUUAAAAACAUUUUUUUGUGGACCGGACUGGACCCGAAAAUUGCCGGAUCGGACCGGUGAAAAACGCUCCGAGCCGGUCCGGGCAAAACACUAGCUAGUUGAAAAUUUGGGCUAGCCAGGGCUUGAAAAUUAGGCCUGGACUUAAUAUUUUUUCAAAAUAAAUAUUUUUAAUUUAAAAUUUUUAAAAAUUUUUAUUGAUUUUUUUGAUACCACAGAUAAAUUAUCUAAAAAAAAGCCAAGCAAAGUCAACUUUUAUUUUUUUUAAUUUUAAAAAUUUUAAUUUUUUAAAUCAAAAUUUUUUAAAACGGACCAGGCAAGGCCGGCUUAAGAAAAAUCGAAAAGGAGCCUUGAAAAGUAUGCUCGCCCGUUUUUCACCUUAUAAACAAGCUCAGAACAUGAGCUCAAACCAAUCAAAAUAAAAAUUUGUGCUUUCAGAGGUCCUACCAGUCCUCGAAUUCCAAGUACCAGAAGACUUGUCAACAGAAGAAGCCAAAGAACUCCUGAAAGCCGAGCCACCAAUAGAUGAAGGAGAUCAACAUGUGAACAGGCUACUCUCUGAUUACCGGUCAAAGAACAAGUCAGGGAUAUUAACCUUGGAAAGGGAAGAUCUGGCCAAUUUAGAAACGAAUCUAACCUUUGUGGCCGAAUUGCCACAACCGAUUGGGAUUAAAUUCUAUUUGAAGGUCAUACCUGAAAUACCUAUUGCUCAAUGUGAGGAGUGCAAAAAGGUAAUGCUUGGGGGUGUUUUUGAAAAGUUUAAAAAAGAUAAUAUAAGCUAUAUUUUGGCACUUCCAGCUCUUCCACGCUGAUGACUUUCAAUUGUCGGUACUACAACAUGGUGUUUGUCCGGUGUGUCGCUUCAAAGUUCAUUUAUACGAGCCGGAUUUGGAUGAGGACGAUACAGAGAACAGCUAA